AUGGCGAUGGUUUGUCUCAGGAAAUUGGAGUUUAAAGGAAAGGGAAAAGGAUCUUACAUUGAUACAAGUAACCAUCCGAUGCCUCGCACAAGACGUUGGACAAUGAGAAAGUUGAACUUUCUGAGGCCUCAGAUCUCUGCACUGGGAAGAUCCCAUUUCUCAACUGCCGCUGAACCAUCGUCCAGUAAGCGCAAUCCACUGGUCCUGUAUGUAAUUUCAUAUCAGAGGGUUCCAAACCUUAUUGGGGGCAGUUUUGUUGACUCAAAAUCAUCAUCUGUCAUUGAUGUUAUAAACCCAGCAACCCAAGAAGUUGUUUCUCAAGUUCCUUUGUCUACGGAUGAAGAGUUUAAGGCAGCUGUAUCUGCAGCAAAGAAGGCAUAUCCAUCAUGGCGAAGCACUCCAAUUACAACACGCCAACGUGUUAUGUUGAAGUUUCAAGAACUAAUACGCAGAGAUAUGGAUAAACUUGCUCUGAAUGUGACCACUGAACAAGGAAAGACGUUGAAGGAUGCACAAGGAGAUGUAUUUCGUGGUUUAGAGGUGGUGGAACAUGCUUGUGGGAUGGCAACUCUACAAAUGGGGGAGUAUGUUUCCAAUGUAUCACAUGGAAUUGAUACUUACAGCAUUAGAGAACCACUUGGUGUUUGCGCUGGUAUUUGUCCUUUCAACUUUCCUGCAAUGAUUCCGUUGUGGAUGUUCCCUAUGGCUGUCACUUGUGGUAACACCUUUGUUCUAAAACCAUCAGAGAAAGACCCAGGUGCUUCUGUAAUGCUUGCAGAAUUAGCAUUGGAGGCUGGUUUGCCAGAGGGUGUCUUAAAUAUAGUUCAUGGAACACAUGAUAUUGUGAAUGCUAUUUGCGAUGAUGAUGACAUCAAAGCCAUAUCUUUUGUUGGGUCAAAUGUUGCUGGAAUGCACAUAUAUUCACGAGCAGCAGCUAAAGGGAAACGUGUUCAGUCUAACAUGGGAGCCAAAAAUCAUGCAAUUGUCAUGCCAGAUGCAAAUGUUGACGCAACUCUAAAUGCUUUAGUUGCAGCUGGUUUUGGUGCUGCUGGACAAAGGUGUAUGGCUCUCAGCACAGUUGUUUUUGUUGGAGGCUCAAAAUCAUGGGAAGCUAAACUUGUAGAGCGUGCAAAAGCUCUCAAGGUAAAUGCUGGAACUGAACCUGAUACAGACCUUGGUCCAGUGAUCAGCAAGCAGGCAAAGGAUAGAAUACACAGACUAGUUCAAUCUGGGGUUGAAAGUGGUGCCAAACUACUGCUGGAUGGAAGAAAUAUAGUGGUCCCAGGAUAUGAAUCGGGAAAUUUUAUUGGCCCAACCAUCUUAUCAGAUAUCACUGCCAACAUGGAGUGCUACAAGGAGGAAAUUUUUGGCCCAGUUCUCCUUUUCAUGGAGGCUGAUAGCUUGGAAGAGGCCAUAAACACUAUCAACAGUAACAAGUACGGAAAUGGUGCUUCUAUAUUUACUUCAUCUGGUGUUGCUGCAAGGAAAUUUCAGACUGAGAUAGAGGCUGGCCAGGUUGGCAUCAAUGUUCCCAUUCCAGUUCCUUUGCCCUUCUUCUCAUUCACUGGCAACAAGGCAUCGUUUGCCGGUGAUCUCAACUUCUACGGCAAGGCAGGGGUUAACUUCUUUACACAGAUCAAGACAAUAACACAGCAAUGGAAGGAUUCAAGUGGUGGUAGCAAGAUUAACUUGGCCAUGCCAACCUCUCAAAAAUAG
Messenger RNA from Sphenostylis stenocarpa, 1716 nucleotides. The record is from the annotation of a GenBank genome assembly. Lineage: Eukaryota; Viridiplantae; Streptophyta; Magnoliopsida; Fabales; Fabaceae.